Varanus komodoensis (Komodo dragon) is the source of this 7758-nucleotide messenger RNA. It is a transcript of the gene BRF1, whose product is annotated as BRF1 RNA polymerase III transcription initiation factor subunit. The coding region runs from base 81 to 638 and encodes 185 amino acids. The record is from RefSeq and is a predicted model, not a curated record. NCBI's taxonomy places the organism in Eukaryota, Metazoa, Chordata, Lepidosauria, Squamata, Varanidae. The transcript has 3 exons. Gene Ontology annotation, molecular function: TBP-class protein binding; RNA polymerase III type 3 promoter sequence-specific DNA binding; RNA polymerase III general transcription initiation factor activity. Gene Ontology annotation, cellular component: transcription preinitiation complex; transcription factor TFIIIB complex; nucleus. Gene Ontology annotation, biological process: transcription preinitiation complex assembly; transcription by RNA polymerase III; DNA-templated transcription initiation.
GACCGCCCCGGCCGGCCGCGUGCGGACGGGUCUGCACUAUCCGCGGGGCGGCUGGCGCCGGCCGGCUCUACCGAGGGAAGAUGCCGGGCGGUGGCGGCGGCGGCGGGCGCGUUUGCGCCGCGUGCGGCGGCUCGGAGAUCGAGGUGGACUCGGCCCGGGGCGACGCCGUGUGCACGGGCUGCGGGUCGGUGCUGGAGGACAACAUCAUCGUCUCCGAGGUUCAGUUCGUGGAGAACAGCGGCGGCGGCUCGUCGGCCGUCGGGCAGUUCGUCUCCCUCGACGCAGCAGGAAAAACACAAACGGUUGGAGGAUUUCAUGUCAACUUGGGAAAGGAAUCGCGGGCACAGACUCUACAAAAUGGAAAACGCCAGAUUCAUCAUUUGGGAAACCAGCUGCAACUUAACCAGCACUGCCUUGAUACAGCCUUCAAUUUUUUCAAGAUGGCGGUGAGCAAGCACUUAACCCGUGGGAGGAAGAUGGCCCACGUGAUUGCUGCAUGCCUCUACCUGGUGUGUAGGACGGAAGGCACUCCUCGUAUCCUUUUCCUGUUGAGCAGCAAGAGCUUUAAAGAAAUGGCACUCCGGACUUGGAAUACUUCUGCUCUGUGUUUUAUAGUAGCCCAUUUCUAUGCACUUUAAAAUUAGCUGUGACCAUGAUUGUCUCUUGUCCAAGAAAGCACUGUAGGUAAACAUUUUGAUGUACAUAAAUGUAAACAGGGAAAUUGGUAGGGAUUAUCGUGUUUAUAGUGGGAUGUGGCGCUUUCCUCACGUGGAUGGGAGCUAGGGAAAAGUAGUUCAAGAGAUCUUCCUGCUUCUAGUAGAUCAGACCACCUUGUGAUUAUUUCUCAGGAGGAGCCACAUCUCUUGCCAGCUCACUGCUUCUGAGUACUGAGCUGUUAUUGUUAGGCAUGGGACUACUUGCAUGUCUAAUAUCACUUUGUGGUAAGGUAUGACUUAGCUUACACCAACAUACAAUCACAAAGAAAAGAAAAAAACAUAACCAAGAGCCUUUGAAUCUUGCCCUCCCCUACUGAAAUUCCCUUUUCCCUGCUUCUGCUUUAGCUGCUCCUUACUAUAAUUUUCUGAUUCUGCCAUUCUUUUCUUAAAUACCUUUUUCUUGGGUUUUCUUGAGAAUUUUUAAUUUUUCAUGUUGUUAUUGCUGACAAAGUAAAGGAAGGGACAAAUGGAGCAAAGGAAUGGGUAGGAAAAAGGGGUUCACACAAGCCAGAAUUCUGCUGGUAAUGAAUAUAUCAUAAACCUUUGCAGAACAAUGUUUUGACUAAAAAUGAGACAAAAUUAAAAUAGUGGGAAUUGGAGAUAGGCAGAGGAAUCCUGCGGAGGUUGUAAGAAUCUGUUUCAGAGGAACUUCAAUGUUCAGGAAAGAUUUUUUUAAAAUUGUAGUAUAAAGGAACUCAACUGAUGACUGGUACUGAAGAAUUCAAGCAGUACACAAUAUUCAGCAUGAAAUGGCUUCAUUUUAAGGGUCUGUAUUAAGCUGAUGGAUCUGACAUGAUAUAUUAAAAUGAGAAACUUUUUUCAACCCCCUCAAAAAGUUUGAAAACAUAUUUAAAAUUAAAUACUUUAUCCCAGAAAAAUUUCAUGUUCAGAGUUAAAUGCAAAUGAAUCUAAAAUGAAACAAAUAGCUUAAUACAAAGGAAAGCAUUAAUAAGAAAUGUAUGAAAUAUAGUUUUGAAAUCUCAAAUAAGCAUGUACGAUGUAAUAUAAAUCUAUAAAAGGCUGAGAAAUAAUAAACAGUAAUUAGAGUUGCUUUUACUUUAAGAAGUAGUAGAAAAUAGUGUGUUAAUGAAAGUUAGCAAUGCAAAUUGCUAAUACAAAGUUUUGGCAUGUGCCUUGCUACAUAGAUCAUCAAGGCAUGUGUUUAUUUUUUUUUAAUUUACUACACACCAUGAAAAUUAUUUCCAUUUAUUUAUUUAAUUCCCAAGUACCAUCCUGAGUAACAAUAUGUUGUACCAGUGCCCAAGACAUCUCACCAGAAACUGACCUGAGAAGCUUGGACAUCAUUUAUUUAUUUGUAUGUUUAUAGUUAACAUAUCUAAUAGAUAUUUUUUCCAAGGAGCUCAAGGUGGCUUACUUGAUCCCCCCUCCCCCUUUUGAGGUUAGGCUGAGAGCUCCUGGAUUCCAGCCCAGUGCUCUAACCACUGCACUACCUCUGCUCUCAAGGUAGCCAUCAAUGCCGAAGAGCUAUGUAGCAAGUGAUGAUAAAUGUUUCGAAGCAAAACGAGGAACAGAAAUUGAAGCUCAUAUAUAAGAGGUUAGAUCUGAAGGGCCAUGAGUGGAAGGAAAGCAGCUGUUAAAUGCUGCAAUAGAAAUGUUUGUGCAAGUUCUUGCACAGAGUGAUUUAAUUGGUAUGCUUUAAGCAUUUCUUAUGCUUCUGCUUGCUCAUUUGAUUGUACAAUCAGAACAUCUUUGGAUGUAGUUCCACAUUUCUCAUGCAGUGCUCUAGCACAAGGCAUAAACUGACCUUCUGUGACGGGAAGACUGUUUUCACAUCUGGAAGGUCACCUUUGGAUCCAAUCCAUAUUUCUUUUUAGCUCUCCUGAUUUCUCCUGCACAUUAUGGAUCAGGAUUUUUCAAAGACCGAGGUUUGGUUUCCUCAAGUUUGUAAAACCAAUUAUAAAAAUGAGAUGUCAUGCUUAAAGACUUCUGCGAAUUAGCUAGCACUUUCUGGUUCAUAAUAUUUUAAAGGGGCAGUCAGGGCUAAACAAAUGCCUCCCCCUGCUAGGGGAAAUGGAUUGUUAUACAGCUGUAGUGAUCCGGCUGCAAGUACCAUCAAGAGAACUUUUGAAAGCAGUUUGUAUGUAUAACUUGUCACUGUAUGCAAAUAAGCUGGCUAUUGAAUAUAUGAUUUUUGCUGGCAUUGGGCAGUGAAUGGAGCUAUUAUGGGACCAUACUAGACGUUUUUAUUAUUAAUUCGUAAGCAUACAUUGCUUCACUUUUCCCCUUUGUACUUGCCUUGACAUCCAGCUGCCAAGAAGUAGUAGUAUAUGUAAGAGGCCAUCUGCCUCAGUGAUCUGUGUGAGUCUGUUACAUAAGUGCAGGCAGUAACUAGAGUGGAUAACUUAUUUUGUGUACGUUGACAAUCUGGUUAUAUUAGAGUGGUUUAACUGCAGCAGUUUCACUUAGAUUCUGUGCCUGCCUCCUGCCCCCCCCCCCCAUAAAAAGCAACGUGACGCUUCAGUUGAAAGCAAAUCUCAUGAAGGCUGUCCUCCUCCCUCACUCAUGGAAAUGCCCAAGGUACAGUCUGUCCCUCCUGCUCUGAGGGCUAGAUCCACAAGCAUGUGGGGGGCCAUAGCUCUGUGCUUUUCAUGCAGGAUGCCCCGGGGUUCUCCUGUUGAAGAGACCAGGCAGGGUGUUGCUGCUAGUCAGAGUAGGCAGCAAGCCUCCCGAGUCCCCUUGGAUGGACCAGUAUUCUGACAUGAUAAAAAAAAGGUCUCCUUGGUGUCUCCCUCUUUGCUCAGAUGCAGCUGGCGCUUGGCAGUGCAUCUCUCCAUUACGUGUAUUGCAUGGAACAUAACAUGUCGCACUGCAUGUAAUGAUGUUAUACGCUCCUUCCGUGUGUACACGGAAGUGUUGUAAGCCUCCCCGAGGCUUCGGCGAAUGGGGCGGCAUAAAAAUGUUUUAAUAAAUAAAUAAAUAAAAAAUACAUCCGGCCGUAUUUGCAGUAUGCUGUUCGUACCUCCACCUGAAGAAAGUGGGCUCCACAGGGCUCCUUUCUUGUGCACACAGCUGCGCAUGUCAGAAGAGAUGGACUGAGGCUUCUGGGGAGAAUGGCAAGAUCUGACCUUGUAUCUUGCUAUUGCUAAGGGUAAGGAAAGCUGCAGAAGAAGCUUUGCCAAUCGUUUGGGCUUCAAACUUCCCCUGGCUUCUGAAUGGUGGCGUUGUUACCUUGGGAGGCAGAGAUUCCCUCUUCUCACUUUGAAGCUCACUAUGGCGCCUCUGUUUUUGUGAAUGUUUCUGUUGUGUGUGCAAGGAUGGUGAGCUGUGUGUACCUAAGCAGUGCAAUGUUGUCUCUAGGAGACUGAAAGGUAUGAAUUGGGAAGUUCCCUGGUUUGAAUCUUCUCUGUGUCAUGAAUUCAGUAGUUAGCCUGAUACUUCCUAGUUUUGCAACAAGCUUGUUUCAGCCCAUUGUGCAAUAUGGUGGUGAUAACAAUGGUCUAUCUUGCAGGAUUGUUGUGAAAAUUGCAAAACGAUGAUAUGUUUGAAUCACUAUGAACACAAACAUGCCAUGUAUUCAUAUCAUCAUGACCAUCACCAGCAUCAUCAAAUCUCUUGAUAUAAGAUUUGGAAAAGGAGAGAAAUGUCUAUCUUCAUUUUGCAGAAUUUGCUAGCUGUGGAGCAGUUAAGGAAGGAGCAUAGACACUCCGCUUCUUGAUUAUGGAAUCACAGAGUUGGGGAGGAUAUUGCAGUGGCUGUCUAGUCCUGUGCCCACCCUUCUCUGCUUGAAGCUUGUUUGUUGGUGAAAGCAGAUGAAAGGUAGAAGCAGAGGACAUGUUAGUGGCAGCCUGUAGAGCUGGAGCCCCCUGCAAUUUGUGGGGUGGUUUAACUCAUGAAUUGGUGUUACAUAUGAUCUAGGUCAUAGUUCUUGCUGUGAAUUAUCUAGCAAAACUAUUGCUUUAGUGUGGCCUUUACCUAUUUUUUUCUUUAUACUUUUUUUCUUCUGCUUAUCUGGAGCUAGAACUUUGGUUCAUUCGUCCCUGGCUUGUCUGUUCAGACAAGCUCUGUAUGAUCUUGGGAGAAAGUGUUCAUUAGCUUUGCACACCUGGUCUCCUUUGGUGAUGAAUAACAGGGAUUUUGUGGCGGGAUCUGUGCAAGGAGGGCAUGUGUUCUGUUGUUGAGCCGUUACACCCGUCUUCUCUCAUGCUAAUCUUUUGUGUCUUGAUUUUAUUUAAUUCUUAACAGAAGAGUGACUUGCUGACUUCUCUUUGACCCUACACCCUUCACUUCUGCACCAUUUUGGGUGAAUUACGUGCAGGAACUUGUGCUACAAUCUUGGCAGAAAAUGUUUUGAGAUUGCUUUUGUAAGCUCUUGCAAUAUGACCCAACAAAACCCUUGAAAGAUGCUGUUCAUUUAAAACUUCCAAACUAAGUAUAAUUUGCAGCAAUGUGUUAUUUUGCAAUUAAGGCCAAAUUCUAUUAGCAGAAUAGGAAAUUUGGUGUCGUGCUAAGGUAUCUCCCGUGUCCCCCCCACCCCCCCGCAAUUUCCCCUUACUCUAAGGAACUCAGGUUGAUGUGCAAGGCUCUCCGUCAUGCAAUAUCCCUGUAGGAUAGGUUAGGCUGAUCAGGAUUUCCCACAGUUAGAAAAGAAAGGAAAAUAUAGCAGAGAUUAACCUGCAAUUUGAAUUGGACUGCUAGCAUUGAAGGGGGAGAUAAUUCUUUACUCUUCAUGCUUUUCCCAGUGCAAAUGGCUCUUCUCUCUAUAGGAAAAAUGCACACGUAUAAUUCAGGAUAAUUCCAGUUACCAAAAUGCCUAAGAGUUAAUGCUUAAAGUUUAACCCCUGGCAUUAUAGCCCUAAACUUAAUCACCUGCCUAUCAGCAGCUGCUGUUAAUAGGGGAAGGGAUCAAUUUUGAUAGAGGAAGUGGAAUAGGGUUGGCCUUCCAACCCCAGCCACUAGUCAUAUUUAAAAUAGCGGCAUGGAAUUUUGACCACAGAUCUCCUUUGUCCUUUUGCUGGCAUGCCCAAGGUCUCCCAGUAUGCUUUGCGGUUGAAGUGUGGGAUUUGAAUCCAUGUCUCCUCAACUGAAGUCUAGCAUUUCAUUCAAUAGUUUCUUGUUGCUGGUGCUUAGUACAUUUCAUGAAUCUGACCUUAGUUUGCUGUUUGGAAUGGACACAGACCUCCAUUGGGUUAGUCUAAAUGUUUUGAAUGUUUCUACCUCUAUGUAUGGGGUGAUUGAAAACAAUGAGCAGUUCAGCAGCUACUCUGGUUCCCAAGAGAGGGUGUGCGCUGUGGAAAAGCUGAAUGUAGUUUUUGACCAGUUUCACUGGGCUGUCUACAACGUGUGGCUAAAACAAUAUUUGGCUUGCAUAGUAUUUUCCAGGUGGAGUGUUUAAUGUUUGUUUUAAUAAAGGAGAAUUUAAUUGAAUGUGUCAGUGGUGGGGGAAGAGAGAUGGUUUAUGAAAGCUGACUUUUGUUACAUUGCUUGGUUUUCCACUUGUAUAAAUCCUUCACAUUUCUCUUUCUAAAAACAUUUGCAGGAUGGAUGAAAUAAUGAGGUGUUUUUUGUUUUUACUUCUCUGUGUAUUUGUCCAUGUCUAGUUUCAAAAAUCAGAGUGAUCAUAUCAGCUGCCUCAGCAUCUGGAGGCAGAUACCAGUCUGUUUAAACCCUUUUUCAAAACUUGGCUUCAUCUGGCUGGUGCAUUGAAUUACCCCUUGUGUAAUAACACUGGAUUCUCAUAAUUUGGAUUGGUCAUAUUUGGGGAUGUGUAAACAAAAAUAUUUGUGAUCAGGCAGUCACAGUUAUGUGUUUGGAAAGUUGAAACCUGGGCUAAAUUAUCCAAAUUGCAUAUGCAUAUUUUCUCUUACCUGCUUGAAGUAUUUUGUGGUUUUUAAAAACAUUUUGUAUCAGGAGAAACAAAGGAACUAGGGCAAUACACUGAUUUUUGAGCGUCUGUUGUGCAUACAGUUUCUAGUGCACUGGGAAAACUUUUGAUUUCCGAAUACUUGAUCCUUUUUAGGAAAGCAUAUUAAAUGAUUAUAAACUUUUGUGCCUUCAAGAAGUCAUGUGUCUCUUAAGCUAAUAUCCUCAGUGUUGGCAUUCUUCUUUGUGAAUGAGAGAAUUGCUGAGCAUUGAUGGCAAGCUAUAAAUUUUAACGAAUACUCUUUCAAAAGUAGCUGGCAAAAUAUUGCCAAGUGUAUGUGAAAGCUUUGUUGUUCUGCUGCUUGAAAAUCUAGAGAUGUGCAGUGCCCUGCAAAGAAACGUGUUAGGCAGGGAUGUGUCAGGCAGGGUGGUGGUGGUGAACUUUUGAUGGAUUUUAGUUAUUCUUCCUGGCCCUGGCUUUUGGUUUGUUGAUUCUGUGCUAGCACCAACUCACUGUGCUGUGACUUGAGCCAGCUCACUGAUUGCCAUGUCUAAGAAGGGCCACGAUUUGCACAUUUUUAAAUGAAAAAUGUUUAAGGAAAUUUGCACAAAUCUGAACCUGAGAGCUACAUAUUUCUAGUGUGAGUUGUGCAAAUCCUGCUAGACAGGUGUAGUUCUUAGCUUUUGGUUUGCACAAGUCAUGCAAGAACUUUGUAGUUCUUGGCUUCUUAUUUGUGCAAAUCACAAGAUUCUGGCAAAUUUCCUUAGCCUUAAAAUCAGUCAAUCCCAGCCCCUCUUAGAGAUGGAGAACCAUGAACCCUCUCUGUCCUGGUCUGCUUCCAGUGGCAAGCAGGCAGGCAAAUGAACCAGAUUUCCCAGUGUCCGUGUAUCCCUAGGGCCAUGUAGGAAUACUAUAUGUAUUUAAACUAGAAGGGAAAGUUAUCUCUUCUUACAUCACAUUGUGCUACGGUGCCUGUGCAGAGGGGCCCCACCUGCUCCCUUCACAUACCUGCCCAUGUUGGGCCCCACAGGUGGCAUUUUUGUUGUUAUAUUUAAAAUAAGAAUGAAAGAAAAAAAUCCGUUGCUUUGAUCUUACAUUGUAAGAAUUUUGCAAAUUUACUCCAUGGCCAAUUUCAUGACAGUUCAGGAUAUGGGCUCUUUUGUGGAACAGAUGCUGUGCAGCAGCUGUGUCACCUUUGACCGGCUCUGCCCACUGGUGGCC